[Torrubiella] hemipterigena is the source of this 2838-nucleotide messenger RNA. The record is from the annotation of a GenBank genome assembly. Lineage: Eukaryota; Fungi; Ascomycota; Sordariomycetes; Hypocreales; Clavicipitaceae.
CAAGGUACAGGAAGGCAACAAGACAAAGGAUUAGAGAAAAAAAAACUUUCUUCUUUCUUCUUUCUUGGAUUCUUCUUCUUUCCUUCAUACAAGCAUCUUUUUAUCAUUUUCGUUAUUCAACCUCGCCUCUCCUAAUUCAUUGGGCCCUUUUCGCCAGGCCACCGCUUCUCCCAAUGGCUUCGUCACAGGCCACGCAAAAGACUUCUGAGGAGCAGCAGCAGCAGCAGCAACAAGACACCGCCGCGCCAGCCGCCCGCGAUCCUACAACCCCCGCCGUCCGCUUUGCUUCUGCUACUCAAGAGAUUCUGCCCACCGCCACAACGAUAGCACCGCCGCAGGUCACUACGACAGACCAUGUUUCCGAUACCUUCAACGAGGUCACCGCGGACCAGAUCAAGGCCUUUUCCAAGUCUCUUCACGGAUUGCCCCUCCAGGAGCGCCGCUUAAACACCUUCCAGUUCGAGGCCUUCUCACUGCCACCUUCUAGAGUCCCGUCUCAUGAUGAGUCGGGCGAAUCAUCCCGCCUGCACACUCCAAUCUCAUCCGCGCUGCACUCACCUCAUGGCAGCCCGCUCAUUCCUCCCCUCGCCUCGCCGCCACUUACACCCUCGGCCUCUAUCGGAGACAGACGAGUUGGCCGUCCUACCACCAGCGGCCAUGAUUCUCUCAUCACCCCGCAGCCCAGCUCAUCCACAGAUGCUACUACUGUGACCGCUGGUGAACGCAGACCUCUAGCUCACCGUCCCGUGUCUGCCGAGCAUGUUCUCCGUAGAGCCUCGUCCGUCGAGGAGCACCUCGGCGGCGGGGCCCAACAGCACAGACGCGGCAUGUACGGCGCUGGUGCUACCUCGGUCCCCGUGUCCCGCGAGAGCAGUCCUUCCAGAAGCUCGGCCUCGCACUUUUACUCCAAGCCCAUGACACCUGUGGGCGACAUCAACGAUCCGUAUGCCAAGGGCCGCCGCCCCGCCCAGCAGACCACCAACCGCCACUCCAUCGAUCCCCGAUUCGUCUUUUCUCGCAAGAAGAAGCACGGCUCUCCCCACGGCUCUCGCUCUAGCUUGUCCGGCUCCGGCGCCUUCUCGGGCCACGGAGCCAACAAGAGCGGCGAUGAGAGCGACUCGCACCACAGCCACGGUUCCAUGGCCGACCUCAAGCGCUUCUUCCGCAAGACCGGACACCACGGCCACAAGAAGCAUGAAUCAACGUCCAUGGCGCCGCCUCCCGCCCGACCCCAGCCUGCCCCUCAGCAACAUACCGGCACAAAGACUCCUCCCGCCUCCCGAUCCAGCCACCAGGUUCCCUUUGCCGACGACCACGGCCUCACAUCCAAGUACGGCAAGCUCGGCAAGGUCCUCGGUGCUGGCGCCGGUGGCUCUGUGCGCCUGAUGAAGCGCAAAGAGGACAACACCGUCUUUGCUGUCAAGGAGUUCCGAGCUCGCCACACAUACGAGACCGAGCGAGAGUACAACAAAAAGGUGACGGCCGAGUUUUGUGUCGGUUCGACCCUGCACCACGGUAACAUUAUCGAGACGCUUGAUAUCUUGCAAGAAAAGGGCCGCUGGUUCGAGGUCAUGGAGUACGCACCCUAUGACCUCUUUGCCAUUGUCAUGACGGGCAAGAUGUCGCGUGAGGAAGUCAGCUGCUGCUUCCUGCAGAUUCUCAACGGUGUUACAUAUCUGCAUAGCUUGGGUCUUGCCCACAGAGACUUGAAGCUCGACAACGUCGUUGUCAGCGACAGAGGCAUCAUGAAGAUUAUCGACUUUGGCAGCGCCCAUGUCUUCAAGUAUCCCUUUGAGACACUGCCUGUGCCCGCCAAGGGCAUUGUCGGCUCUGACCCAUACCUUGCGCCCGAAGUGUACGAGUCCAAGGAAUACGACGCCGCAUCCGUGGACAUUUGGUCGCUCGCCAUCAUCUUCUGCUGCAUGACCUUGCGCCGCUUCCCAUGGAAGAUCCCCCGCAUGACGGAUAACUCGUACAAGCUGUUUGCCUCAGACCCUACCCCCGGCCACGACCCCAAGAAGAUGCUCGUCAUGUCCAAGUCGACAGGCGACCUUGCCAACACCCGAUCUCGCGACUUUAUGCCCCAGGAACCCAAGCCGGUCGAGAAGCCCAAGGAGGAGGAACACAAGCACCACCACGACGACAAGCACAAGCAUGACGACAAACACCACCACAAGAACGGCGACGCCACGACCAAAGACGCAGCGGCUACUUCCCAGCAGCCCGCUGAGAAGAAGGAAAUCAUCCGCGGACCCUGGCGAAUCCUGCGUCUGCUCCCCCGCGAAAGCCGCCACAUUAUCCACCGCAUGCUCGAUCUCAACCCCAAGACGCGCGCCAAGAUGGACGAGAUUCUUCAGGAGCCGUGGGUUGCCGACAGCAUCAUCUGCCAGCAGCUCGAGAACGGCGAGGUGCUCUCUGCCGAGAACCACACGCACAUCCUCGAGCCUCCCAACAACCCGUCAUCGUAGAGUCGCUGCGAAAUCUCCACACCAUAUACAUUUUUUUUUCAUCUUUUUAAGCACUUUUUUCUUGUUUAUAACCAAGACAUUGUUUUUUAUUAUUUCUUGGAUGGAGCAUGUUUUUUAUUCGGCACAGAGACGAGGGACGGUUUUCCUUAUACGACGCUGGUAAUGAAUGGCUGGUCUGCUAGUGGAGCAGGUGCUGAGCCAUGUAGGACAAGUAGUAGUAGAAAUCUAUACAGGCAGCGUUUUCUAUAGAGUCUUUUUAUAAUUAUUAUUAUUUAUAAAUAUAUAUUUUUCCCAAAGAAUACUCUUGGUUGUCGUCGUCUGGCCGUAGAACCGAGGAUAUGCCGUUUGGAAGCUAUUGGAAGAAACCCCG